AUGUCUCUCUGGCGUUUUUUGGGACUCGCCAGCUUAGCCGGCUCGGCCAUCGCAGCGACUCCGGCACAAUGGCGUACUCGAUCUAUCUACUUUAUGCUUACUGAUCGGUUUGCACGCACCGAUAACUCGAUAACUGCUACUUGCGACACGGAUGUUGGGAUAUAUUGUGGCGGGACUUGGCAGGGAAUCAUCAACCAGUUGGAUUAUAUCCAAGGAAUGGGGUUCACUGCCAUCUGGAUCACACCGGUCACCGAGCAACUCUCCCAACAUACGGCGGACGGGGAGGCAUACCACGGGUACUGGCAACAGGACAUUUAUUCCGUCAACUCCAACUACGGCACCGCCGAUAAUCUCAAAUCUCUUGCUUCAGCUCUCCAUGAUCGCAACAUGUAUCUCAUGGUCGAUGUUGUGACCAACCACAUGGGCUAUGCAGGGGCUGGAAAUACGGUGGAUUAUAGCGUCUUCAACCCGUUUGAUUCAGAGGAUUACUUCCACUCCUACUGCGAGAUUGCCGACUACAGUAACUUGACUAUGGUGGAGAAGUGCUGGGAAGGAGAUACGACUGUAUCUUUGCCUGAUCUCAACACUGAAUCUACCACCGUGCAAAAUAUCUGGAACAACUGGAUCACGGACCUCGUUUCCAAUUACUCUAUCGACGGUCUGCGCAUAGACUCGGUCAUGGAAGUCCAGAAAGAUUUCUGGGCCGGUUUCGAAACUGCCGCCGGCGUCUAUUGUGUGGGUGAGGUGGACAACGGCGAUCCGACCCUAGUCUGCCCGUACCAAGAAGUCAUGGAUGGUGUUCUCGACUACCCAAUGUACUACCCUCUUCUUCGAGCCUUCGAAUCAACUAGUGGAAGCAUCAGUGCUCUCUACGACAUGAUCAACACUGUGAAACCCGACUGCUCCGAUUCAACGCUUCUAGGAACUUUCAUUGAGAACCACGAUAACCCCCGCUUUGCCUCGUACACGGAAGACAUGUCUUUGGCCAAGAACGUCGCCACUUUCACCAUCAUGUCGGAUGGUAUACCGAUCAUAUAUGCUGGACAAGAACAACACUAUAACGGCGGGGGUGAUCCCUAUAAUCGUGAAGCUGUUUGGCUGUCGGGUUACAAUACCAGUAGCGAGUUGUAUACGCUCAUUGCGCAAGCGAAUGCUAUUCGAAAUAAGGCCAUCUACCAGGCAGAGGAUUACAUCACUUACAAGAAUUACCCAAUCUACCAAGAUGAUAAUACCUUGGCAAUGCGUAAGGGCUAUGACGGCACGCAAACCAUCACCGUUCUUUCUAAUGCCGGCGAGGGUGGAAGCAAAUACACACUCUCCCUGUCCGGUACGGGCUUUGUGGCUGGCUUGGCUGUUACUGAGAUCUUCACCUGUUCAAGUCUUACUGUUGACGAUAGUGGUGUAGUUGCUGUUCCUAUGAGUGGCGGAGAGCCUCGGAUCCUGUACCCUAGUUCCGAGCUCAGUGGAUCCACUCUUUGCUCGUAG
Messenger RNA from Penicillium verhagenii, 1485 nucleotides. Its product is annotated as alpha-amylase. The transcript is spliced from 8 exons. The coding region runs from base 1 to 1485 and encodes 494 amino acids. The record is from RefSeq and is a predicted model, not a curated record. NCBI's taxonomy places the organism in Eukaryota, Fungi, Ascomycota, Eurotiomycetes, Eurotiales, Aspergillaceae. Gene Ontology annotation, biological process: carbohydrate catabolic process. Gene Ontology annotation, molecular function: calcium ion binding; alpha-amylase activity.